UAAUUCAGGUACUUAGCAUCCUAUAGACAGGGACGGUUUGAAAGCAGGCAGUGUUUGCAGUGGGGAGGACUGUUUAUAUAAACAGGACACCUCUGUAAACGACACUAAUAUUUGGGGUUAGGUGGCGAUGGAAAGGAAGGUCCUCUUGAACCGAGAGAUUCCCCAGUAACUGGACACAGUCCAUUUCUCGCCGCUUUUAAGGAAGGGGAUUCGGUUUGGGUUGAUAUUUUUUGGGGGGUGUGCACAACCUACCAUGGCCACAUCUGGCAGGAUCAGUUUUACAGUGAGGAGCAUUUUGGAUUUACCAGAGCAGGAUGCUAAUAGCAUAAAGCAAGCCUCUGACCAUCACCACUCAGCGGAGAACUACACCGGCUCGCCGUAUCGAGGGUGGAUAGAAACAGAGAGAAAUCACUAUCCCUCUUCCGACGAGAGCGGCCCGGAGAUGAGCUUGCCCGACUCCACCCAAAGGCCGCUCCCCGCCCGCGGCUCGGAGGCCGAGGAGAAGAAGAAGAAGCGGCGGGUGCUCUUCUCCAAGGCGCAGACUCUGGAGCUGGAGCGGCGGUUCCGGCAGCAGCGAUACCUUUCGGCGCCGGAGCGGGAGCAGCUGGCCCGGCUGCUCAGCCUCACCCCCACACAGGUGAAGAUCUGGUUCCAGAACCACCGCUACAAGAUGAAGCGGGCGCGAAGCGAGGGCCCCGGCAGCCCCCAGCCGCGGCCGCCAGCCCUGCUGCGCCGGGUGGUGGUGCCGGUCCUGGUGCGGGACGGGGAGCCCUGCCGCAGCUGCCCCGCCAGCCCACCGGCGCCCACGGCACGCCCCAAGCUGGGCUGCGCCCUGGCGGGAUGCAGCGCCCAGGCCGCCCUCGCCCUGCAGGGCUACCGAGCCUGCCCGCCCGCCGCCGCCCUCGGCGUCUUCCCCGCGUACCAGCACUUAGCGCAUCCCGCCGUCGUCUCCUGGGGAUGGUGACAGCGGCACUCAGCCCUCUGGGGCCGGACUCAUCC
Molecule: messenger RNA, 999 nt
Organism: Catharus ustulatus (Swainson's thrush)
Lineage: Eukaryota; Metazoa; Chordata; Aves; Passeriformes; Turdidae
Gene: NKX2-8
Product: NK2 homeobox 8
Exons: 2
Coding region: 254-964 (236 amino acids)
Biological process (GO): regulation of transcription by RNA polymerase II; cell differentiation
Cellular component (GO): nucleus
Molecular function (GO): DNA-binding transcription factor activity, RNA polymerase II-specific; RNA polymerase II cis-regulatory region sequence-specific DNA binding
Source: RefSeq, a predicted model, not a curated record